AAAAAUGCAGUCAUCAGUCAAAUAAACAUUUAUUUAUAACGAGUUAUUUAAUUAUUUAACUUCAUUCUAAAUAUCCUAUAUACACUGUUAGUGACAAUAAGUUCAUGAAAAUAUAAAUAUUAGAUUCGUAAAUAUCAAUAAUUAAUUAAUAAGACAAUGUAUCCUGGACCAAUAGUUCGUAGUUUUCUACAAAUAAGACAGACUGUUUCAAAAUCAAAUAUACACACAUUGGGAGCAUGUUUUGCCGCUGUAAAGAAAACUUCAGCCGCUGGAGGUGUAAUGGGGCUUGGAAAGGGCAAGAAAAAAGCAGGUAAAUUAACAACAAUGGAGAAAAAAGUCUUACCAGUAGAAACUGAUCCUGAAAAACUAGUUAACUAUGUCUGUGGUUCUAAUAUUUACACCACAGGGGAAGAUGUUAAGAUAAAAGAUGAUAGUGAGUACCCCGAGUGGCUGUGGACCCUACGCACAGAACCGGUGCCCAUAGAGCAGCUGGACCCCAACACGAAGGAGUAUUGGCUCAGGGUUCGAGCAGCGGGCAUGAAACGAAAUAACAAACUACGGUCACUGCGAAAGUUCUAGAAAUUAGGUUACUUGUACAAUUAAAUAGUUUUAUUGUUAGAU
This is a messenger RNA of Achroia grisella, 621 nucleotides long. RefSeq names its product large ribosomal subunit protein mL54 (gene mRpL54). The record is from RefSeq and is a predicted model, not a curated record. Gene Ontology annotation, molecular function: structural constituent of ribosome. NCBI's taxonomy places the organism in Eukaryota, Metazoa, Arthropoda, Insecta, Lepidoptera, Pyralidae. The transcript has 3 exons. Gene Ontology annotation, cellular component: mitochondrial large ribosomal subunit. Bases 157 to 579 code for a protein of 140 amino acids.